Molecule: messenger RNA, 618 nt
Organism: Ziziphus jujuba (common jujube)
Lineage: Eukaryota; Viridiplantae; Streptophyta; Magnoliopsida; Rosales; Rhamnaceae
Exons: 2
Coding region: 33-494 (153 amino acids)
Source: RefSeq, a predicted model, not a curated record
CUCUCUCUGUAUAUAUAUAUAUAUUUAUUUAUAUGUAUAUUGAAAAAGAGGCUAGUGAGGUCCAGCAUAAUUUUAUAUGCGAGGCUUUUGGAUGCUUUCAAGGUUGUACUGGGUCAUCCUCAUAUUCAAUGGAGGAGGAAUUAUCACCAUCAAAUCGGCCUACCAUAGCUUUCCCAGUGGGCUUAGCUCUUCUUCUGCUCAUGUUAUUCUCUAUGACUGUCUUCUUCCUUUGUUGCCUUCACUGGGACAAGAUUCGAUCUUUUUUCAAAUCUUCUCCUCCUCAAGACCACACCGAUUUUCAUACUGAUUUUCCUCAGAAUUCACCGCAAAAGCCUGCUGCUUCUGCUACGAUGCCAAAGCAAAAUCAGAGGCAGAGCAUACCAGUGGUGAUGCCUGGAGAUGACGUCCCAAAGUUCAUAGCAAUGGCUUGUCCAUGUGAGCCUUCUUUGAUAGAAAAGGUCACAAUUGUUGUACAUAAACCUAAUUCCAAUUAAUUUUGUGUGGUUUAGUUAAUUAGUACAAUACCCCCUAAUUCUUGUUAUCAAGUAUAUCAAAUUAAUCGUCAGGUUCUGGGUUUGAGUAACAAUAAUCAAAACAAAAAGGGAUAGCAAAUAAAUC